Messenger RNA from Biomphalaria glabrata, 1095 nucleotides. RefSeq names its product neuropeptides capa receptor-like. Bases 1 to 1095 code for a protein of 364 amino acids. Gene Ontology annotation, cellular component: membrane. Gene Ontology annotation, molecular function: G protein-coupled peptide receptor activity. The transcript has a single exon. The record is from RefSeq and is a predicted model, not a curated record. NCBI's taxonomy places the organism in Eukaryota, Metazoa, Mollusca, Gastropoda, Planorbidae.
AUGACGGUCAGUGCUGAGAAUUCGAUGAGCCAGUGGACCAUGCUCAACACCACACUUCACCCUAACAACACUGACCAGUCAGGUGCGCGUGAUGACAAUGAUGGCGUGCUCAUAGACGACUUCGCCAAAAAGAUCUUCAUCUUGGUCAACCACGUGAUAGUGGACAUGUGCAUCUGUAUCUUUGGGAUUGUCGGAAACUGCCUAAAUAUCACUGUCUUCUUGAAGCAGGGACUUCACAAAUCUGUUAACUUGAGUCUUUUCGCCAUGUCCAUCUCUGACCUCACUGGUCUCAGCUUUCAAGUCUGGCACAACUUUUGUCUCAACCCGUACCUGGAAUUAGCAAAUUUACCUUUCGAUUUCCUGGAAAUUCAAAUGCUGACGGCAGGGCGUCCAAGCAUUUUAAUGGUGCGGGUGACUGGUUGGAUAACCAUGUACAUCACUGCGGAAAGAUGUCUCUCUGUUGUGCUCCCUUUGAAGAUUCGAGAAAUCAUCACCUUCAGGAGGACAGCGAUCAACCUGCUUCUCAUGUUCGGAAUAAACUUAGCAUUCUACCUUCCGGUCACGUCUUCAGACUACGUGACCUGGAAGUUUUACCCGAGUCUAAACAAGACACAGCUUGGACUUGCCUUCCGUGGGAACAAGCCGGCAGUCGAGUGGCUCAUUAACACUUCGCACUUUUACUUGUCCCUAUUCGCAUUUAUCUUUGUGAUUAUUUUUACAGCCGUCCUAGUUAUCAGCCUUAGAAGGAAAUCAAAGUGGAGGAGAGGCGCUACUUCCGGCACUGACCAGCGCGAGGCGCGCACGAGCCGAGAGAAUAAGACCAUUGCUUUGGUCAUUAUGGUGGCCAUUGUCCUUAUCGUCUGCUACGCCCCUGGCGUGUGUUGCGCCAUCACGGAGGCGCUUUAUCCGGAAUUCAGAAUCGUAGCCAAACAGAGCAAUUUUUACCAAGUAAUUUGGUCUUUUAAUUUUAUAUUUCACUCAAUCAACGCCAGCAUCAAUGUCGUAGUUUACUAUAAAAUGAGUUCUAAAUAUAGAGCGACAAUGAAUGAGAUCGUCCCAUGUUUUAAAAAUAGAAACAAGGGAGACAACAAUUAG